Molecule: messenger RNA, 1686 nt
Organism: Hyla sarda
Lineage: Eukaryota; Metazoa; Chordata; Amphibia; Anura; Hylidae
Gene: SH2D4B
Product: SH2 domain containing 4B
Exons: 8
Coding region: 203-1495 (430 amino acids)
Cellular component (GO): cytoplasm
Source: RefSeq, a predicted model, not a curated record
GGUUUACUGCAUGUAGAUACUACUACAGAUUAUUGACCUGUACUUUGUUUUCCUGCAACAUUUAACUUCUUACAACUCUUAUUUACAUUCUGACUUAAUGUUUAUUCCUGAUAUAUACUCCCUUUACGAAGCAAUGAAAGGAGUUUGGUGGAAUUAAGUUUUGCUUUUGUCUGACCCAUCACAAAGAGGAUUCAAAGUCAAUAUGUUGCAACAAAUUUUAAGGGACAUGUACAUUGAUCCUGACCUUCUUGCGGAGCUCAAUGAGGAGCAGAAACAAAUUCUAUUUUAUAAGAUGAGGGAAGAGCAAAUCAGACGUUGGACUGAGUGGGAUAGAAAUCUGGAUAAGGAGGAGUCCAAAAUGAAAAUCAAAGCCAAGUUCCAACACAAUAAUUCAAAACAUAUUGAAUGGCUAAGAGCUACUGAUGGAGAAGUAUGGGUUUGGAUUAUGGGAGAAGCCCAGGGAGAUAAGCAGUAUGAGCAAAUCUGUGAGGAGCUCAUGGCAGAGAGAGCCAGAUAUCAAGCUCAGAAGGAAGCAGAGGAACAAUGGAAGCAGAAAGAAGCAGAAAUUGAAAAGAAGUUUCGAGAUGCCAUGGCCAAAGAAAAAGCAAGAAUUGUUGCUGAAAAAUGGAAAGUUGAGAUUGAGGAUCGUAAAGCAGCAAAAUUACUAGAAAUGAAGUUUCAGGAAGAAUUAAAGAAACGAGAAGAUGAGGAAAGGAGAAGGGGUGAGGAGCAAAUUCGCCAGAGAGAAGAGCAACGUGCAAAAGAGCUCUACUUGAGUCUAAAGAAUGCACAGCUACAAAGUCAACGUAAUGAAAAUGAUGAGCAAGAGUGGCAAGAGCAAUUGCGCAAGUCGAAGGCAGCAGAUGAAGAACGCAAGCACAAAGCUCGAAAGGCAAGGGCUGAAUAUCAUCGUCAAUCUCUGCGAGCCAUUCAGAAAGGAAAGGUUGCUGGACUAAGUAACUUAUUCCAAAAUGCCAACCUCAGCAAUGGGCAAGAAGAAUCAAGUCACAACAACAUUAGUGUAUCACCUGUUAAACUUCGAGUGCCAGUUCAAAAAAUAUGGGAAAGACCAACUCGUCCAAUAUCCAAAGAUGUCAUUGUUCGUUGGUUUAAAGAAGAACAGAUUCCACGACGUGCCGGUUUGGAAAAGGUCACAGGACACAUUGCCCCUUGGUUUCAUGGAAUCAUAAGUCGCGAGUCUGCAGAAAAAUUGCUGAUGAACAUGCCUGAAGGAGCCUUCCUUGUUCGUGUUAGUGAAAAAAUUUGGGGCUAUGCUUUAUCUUAUCGGCAUCAGACUGGCUUCAAGCAUUUCCUUGUUGAUGCUUCAGGAGAUUACUACAGCUUUCUUGGUGUUGACCCAAACAGACAUUCAACUCUUACUGAUCUCAUUGAUUUUCACAAGGAUGAAGUAAUUACAAGUUCAGGAGGAGAGCUUCUGGUGGAGCCAUGUGGACAAGCACAGUCCCCACCUGACUUCAGUAUAUUAUUUGAAUGAGGUCACAGAGAUCAUGCAGCAACGUUCUUGAAUGAUGAUUUUUGGGCAGUGUCAAUGACUUCAGAAACAAAUAUAUAGUUUCUUAGUUUAUUUGUAUGCUUUUAAUAUGAUAGCAUUUUUAUUUAUUGUAGACAUGUGAGAAUUCUUUAAGGACAGAUACUCAACUGCUCUACAUUAAAAAUAUUUCCCUA